Messenger RNA from Sycon ciliatum, 768 nucleotides. RefSeq lists its product as uncharacterized. Bases 1 to 768 code for a protein of 255 amino acids. Lineage: Eukaryota; Metazoa; Porifera; Calcarea; Leucosolenida; Sycettidae. The record is from RefSeq and is a predicted model, not a curated record. The transcript has a single exon.
AUGCACCUCUCCGCCCCGCAGGGGAACAGUGUGAACACGUUCAUUGACCCUGACCAAUACCGCUUCAAACUGAUUAUGAUCGACUGCAUUGCCGAUCAUGUUCGCAGAACAGGCCCCUGCGCACUGAUAACCAAGGUGGACCUGAAGCACGCAUUUCGGCUCUGUCCGGUACACCCCGACGACUGGCCACUGCUUGGCAUGCAAUGGAGAUCGAAGUAUUACUUCGACCCAGUCUUGCCGUUCGGUUUGCGGCCCGCCCUUAGCUUGUUUAACCGCCUAGCAGACGCGCUUAAGUGGAUCCUACGCCACAAGUACAGCAUACCCGCACUCGAGCACUACCUCGACGACUUUGUUUCGGUAUCACCACCAGCCACUGUGGUGCCAUCAUCGACAGCCGCAGUCCACAAGGCCACGAUCCUUCAGGUGUUCGACAACCUGGGUGUCCCCACUGCAGUUGGCACCGACAAGGUGGUGGGUCCAUCCACGUGCGUCACCGUGUUGGGCAUCGAGAUUGACUCGGCCACCGAGGAACUCUGCCUUCCCACUGACAAGCUCCGCGCGCUGCAACAUCUGCUGCAGUCAUGGUCCACCCGCCACACCGCCUCACGGCGGGAAUUCCAAUCUCUAGUGGGCCACCUGUCUUUCGCAGCAAAGGUUCUUCCAGCUGGACGCACCUUUACUAGACGGCUCAUUGAUGCAUGCACUUCCGCUCACGGCUCAUCGCCCAUCGUCCACCUGAGCAGCGAUGCCCUAGCCGAUAUCCGGUGA